Molecule: messenger RNA, 1892 nt
Organism: Dicrocoelium dendriticum
Lineage: Eukaryota; Metazoa; Platyhelminthes; Trematoda; Plagiorchiida; Dicrocoeliidae
Source: the annotation of a GenBank genome assembly
UAGAUUCAUCAAGACGUCGGAGCAUCUUAUCAUUUUUUGCUCAGCCAUCCGCUCUAGAAGGAACACUCGCGAGACUUUCCUAUUGUUCCGGUUCCACCUGAACUUGAACUCGAAACAAAACGCUAUUUCGGCGAAAGCCUGUAUCUUCCUUGGAACUUGAUCUGCCCUGUCUUGUUGGCACAGUGCUUCUUCCAAUGGGUGAUUCUAAAAGAGAUAUACCGCUUACGGAAUACACCGCUGUUAAUGCAAGUUAUAAGUUGUUGAACAAGCGGUAUCGUCGGAAUCAUCGUGAAAUUGAAAAAGGAGUUGCGGCACUUACGAAAUCUUUGGAUGAGUUUGAAAAUAUCACUGAUCUGGAGAAAGCUGUCGAAUUACUUCGCGAGGCGGAAAAGGUGAUGAUUGGAUCUAAGAGAAAAGCCAAUUCUGCAUUCCUGGAGGAGUUCAGGCUAGUCAUCGCUUCCAAACGUCGGCUAGAGCACAUUAAUCAAGUUUCAUCGAUGGAAAAAAAGUGCUCAAAUUAUGCUUUGGGUUCUGGUGUCACACCAAAGAUUGCGGACACAACCAAGCGGUUCGCACCUUCUCUCCAUCCGAACGUCUCUUUGUACAACCAAUCUGAUCAGUCAAUCUACCUCACACGUUUCCAUAGACACUUGGCAGAUUAUUUAUUUACUUGCGGCUAUCCUAAAGCUGCUUUGAAGUUGGCUCGAGAAAAACCGGAGCUCAGCGUGCUCUGCUUGUCGGAUCUGUAUGAAGAAGCUGUCGUAAUCGAAGAUGCUCUUCAUCGUGGCGAUACAGGCCCGGCUCACGCUUGGCUUCAGGAAGCGAAUUUUAAACUAAGAAAAAACGAGAGCCAUUUCGAGUUUGACCUGCGCGUGUUUGAAUUCUAUCUGUUGGUUCGUCAAGGAAAACGACUAGAGGCCAUACAACACGCGAGGAAACACAUGAGUUCGGUAAAGAAAUCUGAUGAUUACAGGGCCACAAAACUUGGUCAAGCGAUGAUUCUCCUGGCCAUGAGAACUCCAGAGGAGCUUGAAGCCAAAGCGGAAGCGAGUGACCUCACGGAGAAGUGGAUUGCUAAACGUGCUCAUGAAGUCCUCUUGGAUUUUUAUUCUUAUCCGGCCCAUUCGCCUUUUCAGUUGAUUGUGAAUGCUGGCAUCUCAGUCAUCAAGACACAUCAGUGUUACGACCCAAAAACGCAACAUCGUGAUUGUGCUGUAUGCCAUCCUCUGAUCAACCAACUGGCUAUGGAUUUGCCUUCCGCUAGACACGAUCACUCCAUCCUCACUUGUUAUCAAACCGGCUUACCUAUGAACGAAGACAAUCCACCCAUGUGCCUUCCAAAUGGCUACGUUUACAGCCAACAAGGAAUCACCGAACUGACCGACCCCAACGGUAUGAUCACUUGUCCAAGAUCCGGUGCGCAGUUCGAGGCCUCUCAGGUCCAAAGGGUAUACAUUCUCUGACUUAUCAUGGAAGCCUAUUCACUUGUGACUAACUUCUGGCUUUUUAUGAACCAACGCCCGGCUUCUUUACCACAUCAUAGACACCUACGAGCUUGUACUUGCACGGCUGACCCCCAUCUUUCCAUGAUUCACUUUUCAUUAGCGUGUCUUUCACAAUUGUCAAUGCUUCCGCCGCUUUAUCGUCAUUCUUUCUUUAACUCAUUUUGUCCCUGUCGUGCAUCUCCCCCGAUCCACAUACUGUUCACAAUUUGGGCACACACACAUACGCGCUUGUUCUUGUUCCUCUUCUUUCCGUGUGGGGUUGUUAUUAGGCAUAGCGAGUCACCACCACUCAUCGUCAAGAUUUCACUCGUAACAGUUUACCCUUUACCGUUUGGCUUUUGUCUAUUUAACGCACAUUGUUUCUCGUUAAAUCAUUUUUCUGUUUAU